Messenger RNA from Catharus ustulatus (Swainson's thrush), 1624 nucleotides. It is a transcript of the gene AMDHD1, whose product is annotated as amidohydrolase domain containing 1. The transcript is spliced from 9 exons. Bases 306 to 1478 code for a protein of 390 amino acids. Gene Ontology annotation, cellular component: cytoplasm. The record is from RefSeq and is a predicted model, not a curated record. Gene Ontology annotation, molecular function: imidazolonepropionase activity. NCBI's taxonomy places the organism in Eukaryota, Metazoa, Chordata, Aves, Passeriformes, Turdidae.
CUGUCUGCCGGGAUAAAUGAAUGUGUGCCCGAACAUCUGGCGCAGUGGGAGAUGUGACGGUCCCUCGGGGGUUGUUGCUGGGACGCGGGCAAGGUGGUUGGCGCAGGCAAAAUGAUGGAUGCGGGGGAGGUGAUGGACGCCGGGGAGGGGGCACGCGGCCAAGCAAACGCUCCCAAAUCAGAGGCUCCUAUUUUCUUUACAAAGGGAAAUCUCCAGGUGGUGCUGUGAAGACUGAGAGCUCCGGGAAGCCCCAGCUGGAUAAACCGGGUGCUUCGGAGCUGGUGAUGAACCAGCGCGAUGGAUAGAUGGAUGGUUGUAUCAAAGCUGUGGGCCAGGCAGAUGUUAUUCGCAAUCAGUUUUUAGAGGCAACGUUUGAAAGGAUAAUUGACUGCUCUGGGAAGUGCGUGUUACCAGGCCUGGUAGAUGCACAUACACAUCCAGUGUGGGCUGGUGAUAGGGUUCAUGAGUUUGCAAUGAAGCUGGCAGGUGCAUCCUAUAUGGAGAUCCACCAGGCUGGGGGAGGAAUCCACUUUACUGUGGAGCACACUCGGAAGGCCACGGAGGACGAGCUGUUCACGGCCUUCCAGCAGCGCCUGGAACGCAUGCUCAGAGCAGGAUCCACCCUGGUGGAGUGCAAGAGUGGAUAUGGCUUGGACUUGGAAACUGAGCUCAAAAUGCUCAGGGUGAUCGAACGUGCCAGGAAAUCCAUGGAUAUCGGCAUUUCCUCAACGUACUGUGGAGCUCACGCUGUGCCCAAAGGGAAAACUGCUACUGAAGCCACAGAUGACAUUAUCAAUAACCACCUUCCUAAACUAAAAGAACUCAAACUAAGAGGUCAAAUACAUGUUAACAAUAUAGAUGUGUUCUGUGAGAAGGGAGUCUUUGAUCUGGAGUCUACAAGGAGAAUACUUGAAGCUGGAAAAGAUACAGGGUUACAGAUUAACUUCCAUGGUGAUGAACUCCAUCCAAUGAAAUCUGCUGAGCUUGGAGCUGAACUAGGAGCCCGGGCCAUCAGCCACCUGGAAGAAGUUAGUGAUGAAGGUAUUGUAGCAAUGGCAAGAGCUAAGUGUGCUGCUGUCCUUCUGCCAACAACAGCCUACAUGCUAAGACUGAAGCAACCUCAAGCUAGAAAAAUGUUGGAAGAAGGUGUUAUAGUUGCUCUUGGCAGUGACUUUAAUCCUAAUGCAUACUGUUUUUCAAUGCCUAUGGUGAUGCAUCUGGCCUGUGUAAACAUGAAGAUGUCAAUGAAUGAAGCACUGGCAGCUGCCACCAUUAAUGCAGCUUAUGCUCUGGGCAAAUCAGACACACAUGGCUCCUUGGAGGUCGGCAAGCAGGGGGAUCUUCUUAUCAUAAAUUCAUCAAGGUGGGAGCACUUGAUUUACCAGUUUGGUGGACAUGAAGCAUUGAUCAACUAUGUUAUAGUUAAAGGAAAAGUCGUCUAUGAAAAUGAGAGGUGUGAGACAAUGAGCAGUUACUGAGAGAAGGCAGUAGUUUAGUAAGCUACUAAAAUCAAAUGAGCAUGGAGUAUUUCAAAGCAACAGACAAAUCAGAUUUGUAUUUGCCAGUAAAUUGUUGGCCUGCUCACCUUACUCUUAUCCAAAUAAAUAAACCUUACCAAGCAUUA